AGCUGGACAGAAAAAAAGACAGAAAUCCUGACCAGAAAUGCUUUGUCAUGUUUCAGAUUUCCCUCUCGCGCGUGAUUAAAAACAAUCAUUAGUCAGCAGGACACACAUUUCGUCACAUUUUGUCCUCUUGGGGCAUCUCUCAGAUUGCACGGGGACAGUUGUUUUGAAAUUAUUACCUCGCUGCUCACUCCCUCUCUCUCUCUCUCUCACACACACACACACACACACACUCACACACUCGGUUCUCGUCUCGUCGGGCUCGUGCUCCUGCUUUCUUACCACCUUGUUUUUGUGACAAUGGCGGUUAAUAAAACAUACUUAAGUAUCGGCUAUGCCUCGUUUGGUAUGCUGAUGGGUUUCUCUGCUUUCCUGGUGUGGAACAUCGCGUACAAACAGCCGUGGACUGCAGCCAUGGGAGGACUGUCAGGUGUGCUGGCACUGUGGACCCUCAUCACUCACGUCAUGUACCUGCAGGACUACUGGAGGACAUGGCUGAAGGGCCUCAAGUUCUUCUUCUUCAUGGGGGUCUUCUUCUCUGUGUUAGCGGUCUUUGCCUUCAUCUCUUUCCUGUCUAUUGCCAUCAGCAACAAGGAGUCCCUGAGUGACCCUCAGAGUCUCUACCUGUCCUGUGUGUGGAGCUUCAUGAGCCUCAAGUGGUCUUUCCUACUUGCCUUGUCCGCUCACCGCUACCGCAAAGAGUUCGCCGACAUCAGCAUCCUCAGCGACUUCUAAGGACACUUAAACAUCCUGCAGUGACUACGCAGACUUUGGAGUACACUUUAUUGUGCUGGCUUCCCAGCAUGAGAGGCCAAAGGUGAUGAAGGACGUUUAAAGAGGAAUCAGAGGAGAGGAUGAAAUAUCGAUCCUGGUUACUCCUUUGCCUUCUUGGCCCAAACCUCCUCCUCCUCCUCCUCCUCCUCCUCCUCCUUUUUUUAUUGUGUGCAGGGUUUGUUGCUGACUUGGCCACUUUACAGACUAAUCCAGCUCCUAUUUUAUAUGAUCCUUGAUAAAUUUUUCACUUCCUCUGCUUAGUCAUGCAUCUGCACAAUUUCCUCAUGACAAAAUAAAUCCAAAAUAUGCUCAUUUUAAAACCAUGACUCAGUGAAGGGAAUUACCGCGUUACAACACACUCCUCAGUGGUAAUUCUGAGCUGCAGGUUCAUUCUGUAGCCAGUAGAGGGUACACUUGUUCCAACAGCUAAACACCAUGUACAGUAUGUGAGCUUUUUCGACUUACAUCUUUAUAUUAUAUUUGAUUUUUUUCUGGUACUUGAUGAUGAUGAAGAGUUGCACAAGUUGCACAUACAAGUGAUGCAAUGUGCGUACCACAAUGCAUCAAUCCUGUGGUGCAUACAUGAUGUACAUCCAAGCACUGCUUUAACAGAGUGUGUCGGGGUCUUGCAGAGGGCAGGUCACCCAAAAUCCUGCAGCCUCAACAUGAAGGCUUUCAUGUAAUAAGCACCACAUGUCCUGGUAUGAUACAUUUGUGAGUCAUGAAGGGGCAUUUUUAAUGUAAGGAGUGUUUUUUUGUAUGGUUUUUAUCAGUGUGACAAAGUAAGUGUAAGUGUGAUAUUGGGCCUAGUUAUGGCUUUAAUUCACAACACCACUAAUGUGCAUGCGUGUCGCUUGAUGUUAUCCUCAUCUGAACCAUUCAUGACAUUUAUAUCAUUGCUUAAUGAGAUUAUUUUCUUUCCUGUGUUUCUGUAUGUGUUAGAAAUGAAGAAGGGCAUUGUGUAUCCACAUGUAUCACGCGGAUGAAUGUAGGAGUGUGUGUUUGUACAAGAGUGGGACUGAGAGUCACAUUAAUAAACUGUGUUUUUUGAAA
This is a messenger RNA of Plectropomus leopardus (leopard coralgrouper), 1824 nucleotides long. RefSeq names its product solute carrier family 48 member 1b (gene slc48a1b). The record is from RefSeq and is a predicted model, not a curated record. Gene Ontology annotation, biological process: heme transport. Lineage: Eukaryota; Metazoa; Chordata; Actinopteri; Perciformes; Serranidae. Gene Ontology annotation, molecular function: heme transmembrane transporter activity; heme binding. Gene Ontology annotation, cellular component: plasma membrane; lysosomal membrane.